AUGGGGACCUGGAUUUUGUUUGCCAGCCUCCUGGGAGCAGCCUUUGCUAUGCCCCUACCACCUCAUCCUGGGCACCCUGGUUAUAUCAACUUCAGCUAUGAGAACUCACAUGAUCAGGUUAUCAAUAUUGAUGGGACUGCAUUAGUGCUUACCCCUGUGAAGUGGUACCAGAGCAUGAUAAGGCCCCCGUACACUUCCUAUGGUUACGAACCCAUGGGUGGAUGGCUGCACCACCAAAUCGUCCCCGUGGUGUCCCAGCAGAACCCCUCAAAUCACGCCCUGCAGCCUCAUCACCACAUCCCCAUGGUGUCAGCUCAGCAGCCCGUGGUCCCCCAGCAACCAAUGAUGCCAGUUCCUGGCCAUCACUCCAUGGUUCCAACCCAACACCACCAGCCAAACUUCCCUCCGCCUGCCCAGCAGCCCUUCCAGCCCCAGCCCGUCCAGCCGCAGCCUCACCAGCCCAUCCAGCCUCAGCCUCCUGUGCACCCCAUCCACCCCCUGCCGCCACAGCCACCUCUGCCUCCGAUAUUCCCCUUGCAGCCCCUGCCCCCUAUGCUUCCUGACCUGCCUCUGGAAGCUUGGCCAGCAACAGACAAGACCAAGCGGGAGGAAGUGGUGAGUAUACCUUGA
Messenger RNA from Diceros bicornis minor, 630 nucleotides. RefSeq names its product amelogenin X-linked (gene AMELX). The record is from RefSeq and is a predicted model, not a curated record. The transcript has 5 exons. Bases 1 to 630 code for a protein of 209 amino acids. Gene Ontology annotation, biological process: multicellular organism development. NCBI's taxonomy places the organism in Eukaryota, Metazoa, Chordata, Mammalia, Perissodactyla, Rhinocerotidae.